Molecule: messenger RNA, 648 nt
Organism: Anopheles cruzii
Lineage: Eukaryota; Metazoa; Arthropoda; Insecta; Diptera; Culicidae
Product: tight junction-associated protein 1
Exons: 4
Coding region: 1-648 (215 amino acids)
Source: RefSeq, a predicted model, not a curated record
AUGUCGUCCACCAGCGAACAGCCGUGCGAGAGGCAGCUGGCGGCCGAGAUCGAGGCGCUGAAGGGUGCGCUGGCGGACAAGCACUCGCAGCUGCUGGCGAUGGAGAGCGCCUGCCUGCAGGAGAGCGACCGGCAGGUGGAGCUCGAGGACAGCAUCAUCGCGUGGCAGGACAAGUACGAGCGGCUGUACGAGUCGCACAAGCGCGUCCAGAAGCUGAACCAGAACCUGGAGGACAAGCUGCUGAAGCUGGUCGACCGGAACUCGGGCGAACGGGCCCAGCUGACCGGCGACGUGGCGACGCUCAGCGUCCGGCUGGCGCAGGCCAACUACAACAUCCAGAGCCUCAAGCGCGAAAUAGAGCGCUACAAGACCGACAUCAGCGUGGCCAUCCAGCUACUGCAGUGUAAGCCGGACAGCUUCGUCUCGCCAAAACUUUCCUCGCUUCCGAUCGAAAUUCAGUCAAAGGUCGCCACGUACAUGCGGCUAGAGACCAACUCGCACUCGGACUCGGAGGGCAGCACGAGCGGCGUCGGCGUGGCCACCGCCAACGCCUACCACGUCCUGCCGGCCUCCGACAGCCCGCCACCGCUCUGCCCCUUUCCCCCCACUGCCAUGGUCUAUUCCAUGCGAGGGCUCGGUAAGUGUUAG